AUGACGGAAAGAAGUCCACCUUUUGAAAUACCCUUGGAGCCUCAAAGCGCCUGCAUCAAGGGAUCGCUUCCAUUUCCGCCUCUUAGGCAGCAGUGGGGUCAUUACCACAAGAGCCUCCACGACCGCAAUCUAUCUAGCGAUAAGCCAUGCAGUCUCCCGAUCUCAGCCAAAAACCUCUUUGCCUCCUUUCGCCUUCUGAUUUCCGGCUUGCUGACCCCUCACCGGCUCCAGCCCCCACAGGCUCCAUCAUUAAAUAUUCAAUGUGUUCCGUCCAGCCUUCAGUCCUUUCAGCUUGUCACGCCUUAUUUGAUCAUGGGUCUGUCUUGUUUUGAGCAACUUGGGCCUCACCAUCUGAACGGAGACAAUGAGAGGGCAUUGACCAGCUGCCUUAGGAGGCUGCGUUCAAGCACACAGUCAUUCCGGUAUUCCAGGCAGCCUCCUCAAACGCCUUUCCAGAAUUUCACAACGCUCCCAAGGCCAGGUGCGCUCACUCUGGAGGAAUUGGUACUAAAUGUGGAACAGGAGGUCGUGCUCGCUUCCCUUUGCGUUUUACAUCAACCCGCAAACUUUCAUCGCAGAUCACAAAAUGCAGACCACAAAAUGCAGACGAUCCCCCUGCACCAAAAACGGACCGCUCACAGGUCAGAACCACCAAAUGCUUCGGCCCUUGCGGGGCUGUACGGUUUGAGACUGCUGGCACCUGCCUGGACGCGUCGCAUUAACAAUGCACGAUGGUGCUUUAACUAUCCACUAUUUCCUAACUACCGGAUAUACGUGGCAUACAAAAGCCUGGGUUUUGUUGUUUGGAAGCCCAAGAUGCACGCAGUACGUCGUAUCGCAUCGGUCCACCGUCAUGAAUCAUUUUUGACAACGGUCACCAUGGUGCACAAAUUGGUUGAUGAGGUAAUACUUCUAGAUUUGGUUACGGCGCAAUGCGCACACCCUUCCUGGAUUGCUAGGGGCGAUAUAACGUGCUACCUUCACUAUUGGCCGUUUGACAUUAAAUCUUAA
This is a messenger RNA of Lindgomyces ingoldianus, 1011 nucleotides long. RefSeq lists its product as uncharacterized. The record is from RefSeq and is a predicted model, not a curated record. NCBI's taxonomy places the organism in Eukaryota, Fungi, Ascomycota, Dothideomycetes, Pleosporales, Lindgomycetaceae. Bases 1 to 1011 code for a protein of 336 amino acids. The transcript has 10 exons.